Messenger RNA from Halichondria panicea, 4370 nucleotides. RefSeq lists its product as uncharacterized. Gene Ontology annotation, biological process: cell communication. The record is from RefSeq and is a predicted model, not a curated record. Lineage: Eukaryota; Metazoa; Porifera; Demospongiae; Suberitida; Halichondriidae. The coding region runs from base 527 to 1834 and encodes 435 amino acids. The transcript is spliced from 12 exons. Gene Ontology annotation, cellular component: membrane.
ACUAACACAGUAGAUCUAGCUACUGAAAGCUUUAACUUCCUGCACAUGACAAAUACCUGGUAUAUAGAAUAGUUAUGGAUAGAGCUGCUUUCACAGUAUAAAUCUAGAUAGAUAGUGUAUACAGCAGGGAAAAAAGCAAACCAGAAUGGGAGUUUCAAAUCAGCUCCUACUGACAUUAUUGAUCACCGAUCACCUUGCUCAUUUCCACUUCUGCUGCCCAGGCUCAAUUCAGAGGAUGCUUCACUGAUCCUGACUGUACUGCUGCUUUGGCACCUUCUUCCAAUGCUGAGGACUGUUGUGUCAAUAAUAAUGAAGGACUGUAUUACGAUAAUGGUGGUCAAUGCUAGUGCAUAGUGUACGGCUUUGGCUCGGACUCCUUCACUAGACCAGAGGCCUAAUUUCCUUACAAUGUUCCAUUUGCAAACUUCAAGGGUAUAUAUAGGUCAGAGUGUUGUUUCUCUACCUCUCAACCCUGGCGGAACUACCUCUAUCACCUUCCAAGCAGACAGAGUGGCAUUGGAACCAGAUGAGACUUUUGUGUUGGAGUUGGCACUGCUUAAUGUGGCCAAUGUUAACUGAGCACUUUUUGAUUCAUCUUAAUUUGCCAAAUGUUUUUUUUCGGAGUAGGCAGGAGUUCAUUAUACAGGAAAGCACUGCCUUCGUUUUUCGGCUGAGAGAGAGUGAUGAAGUUGUGGAUGAGGAUGAUGGCUUCAUCCCCAUUGAGGUGACAGUGGCCAAUGAGGUAGAACUGGCCUCCGAUAUCUCACUAGUUCUGACACCAAUGAUCGCUCCUGAAGAUUUUACACCUCUAUCAACUACCAGACCAAUUGCAAAAGCUAACACUAUUCCAGGCAAGAUAGAUUUCUUUGCUACACCCAUCACACUGAAUUUUAUGGCUGGUGGGGAGAUUCUUUUGGCUGGAGAUGCAUUGAUAUUUGAUGACCUGAUUGACGAAGCCUUAGAGUAUUUUGUUUUUCUUUUAACUUUUCAAGAUCCCGAUAAUGUGCCACCAUUAGCUUUAAUUGAAAGCAAUGGUGGCGAUACAAUUCGCAUCGACAUUAUAGACAACGAUGAUAUCUUUAUUGGGUUUGCUCUACCAAGUACAACGUAUCCAGAGGUAGAAAGUGAUCACCAAAUUCAAAUUAUCAAAGGAGCAGGAAAUGUCACUGAAAAAACCAUCAGCUUUGUGGUUCAAACUGCUCCAGAGGGACUUGGAACUGCAACUCCCUCAACUAACGGAGAGGACAACGAUUUCUUUAUUCCAUCAUCAAGUUUCCUAUCAAUAGGACCAGAGGAAACUGAAACAUUCGUAACAGGUUUGACUAUAUUUGCGGACAAUCUGCCUGAGGUAACAGAAGUUGCUCAACUCAGACUAAGUCUGCCCACUGAUGGAAUGUUCCCAGAGUUUGAGACCCUUCCCCAAUACCCUGAAUUCUUCAUCAUUAUUGAAGAUGAUGACCCAUUUCGCAUUGGCUUCGAGAACACCUCGUACAUAGUUAACAAAGGGAUUGGAUUUCUGGAAGUGUGUGUGAGAUUGUUUGAACCUCCAGAGGAAGAUUCAAUAGUAGAAUUAACCAUCGAUAUUGGGGUUGAAACUGUACAAGGCUCAGCAGAUGGAAGUGACUAUACGGAAAGGACUGGACCCCGUGAUGCCCAUUUUGUAAGCUUUAGCGAUAUGUUUCGUCGGAGUUGCAUCAUGGUUCAGAUAGAAAAUGAUACUCGUUACGAAUUUGAAGAGCAGUUUUCUCUUCGAUUUAUUGAGGUUGAAGGCACUACUUUACCUAGUACCCUUGUACUCGAUCCAUCUGUCAGUAACAACAAUUUUGGACAAUAAAGGUAAAAUGAUGAAUGUACUGCAUGUAUGAACAGUAUAUGCUAUUGGAAUGUUUGCUAACCAAGUACCAAGAUGUAUCCGUAAGUCAAGCGGUUAAGUAAUGCUACCCAGCCUGUUAUCCCUUUACCAGUCAAAUUGUUGUAAAUUUUACAACAAUCUGGGAAGGAGCGUGUUAUCAACUUGUGAAUGUUGCAUGAUAUUGGAUUCUGUGGCAGAUUGGAUAGUAUCAUGAAGCGAUUAUCCUUUGAAGUUCUGCUGAGCUGUUCAAUUAGGACACUUAAAAAAAAAGGUUUAAAACAAGCUAUACAGCAUGUAGAACUGAGUAGUAUCCAUUGGCAGACCCUCUGGACUAUCUUGGUAGCCAUAGAAUAUUUUCGAAGAGGAAGCAGCAAGCCAUUUGUGUACACAGGCACUUCACAAGUGGACACAAGCUCUACAAUAGUCUACAUGCUUGCUAAGCAGCUUAGUUGACCAGAGUGCAGCUUUUAGAGGCCACACAUACUUCCAUCGAGGCAGCAGCAAGGCAUAAAAUCGAUGGUUAGUUUGUGCACAGCAUUGACCCACGCCCAUCUCUACAAGCCAUAGCCACUUCAUUGGGGGCGGCGAUAACAUCAAGCUAAUUUGGUGGGUUGGGCUCAGAUGCAAACUAAAGUGAUGCAAACUAAAGUGAUGGAACUGUUCCAGGUUCCAGAUUGUGUGCGGCUGACCUGUAAAGGCAGUGGCGUAUCCAGCUAGGGGCUCAGGGUGCUCAAGCACCCCCCUAAGCUUAACAUUAAUUACUGCAACUUACUGGAUAGCUGGGAGCUGAGCCUGAGCUUGCACUACAGAGCUAGCUAGAGCUCGCAGAAGAGUUUUAUACUGUUGGAGACCACACCCUUCAGAUAUCCAAGUUUCCUGAGCAUGCGUACUGUGACUUAUUAAUACCACAAAAAUUAAUAGUACAAGCCAAGAGUCUGCAUCAGGAGGUUGUUCCCUGUCAGUGUCUAUAUAAUUCAGAAAGCACCAGCAGAGGACUAGAAACUAGACUACGAGGUAGAGGACAAAGAAUCUUAAACAAUGGUUUUGAUACAGAUUUUCUUGGUGAUAUACAUGUAGUAUAAUUAUUGUGCACUCUGCCUGUCACUAGCUGCUCAGCAGAGAGGCCGUCUUUCAGUGGUCUGAAGAGAAUAAAGACAGCAGUACAAUCACACACAGAACGAUCGACUAACUGGACUAACUUCUACACAUACACCAUAACAUACCUGUAGAUAGUGAUAAUAGCUAUAGAGAUGAGUCAAUUGUAGCAUAUAAUACUCUAUCUAUGGUUGUAGGCAAUGCAUGGUAGAGUUGAUAUCAUUGUGACUGUUCUUUAUCAAGGUGUCGCAGUAGAGGUGGGUGUGGCUUCCGGUGCGUGGGCUGACCUCAAAAAUUUCGCGCUGUCGCGCGACCUGAGCACUCUCCUACUGAUAUUCCUAGAAACGCCACUGAAAGGGGUAUAUAAUUAUAUGGUUGAGUGUCUUCUUCAUUCUCAAUGGUAGCAUUUCCUAUUCUCCUGACAUGGAUGCCACUUACAGCUGUGACACUGGAUACUUCUUGGAUGUGUCUCAGGGUAGCAGAGUGAGAACUUGCACGUAUAAUUAUGAUCCAAUAGACUCAAUGGGAGUGUGGAGUGGACAGGAGCCUCGCUGUGUUAGUACGUCAUUGAAAUAAUUAUACUAAAAAGAUAACUACGAGCGUUCAUUGAUGUUGUAUGCAAGUAUACAGUGUGAAGACCUGUCACCUCUUGGGAAUGGAUCCAUCUUGUAUCACAUUGGCACCUCUUUCCUGGGAACCAUAGCAAUGUAUACGUGUGAGGAUGGGUUCUUCCUAGAUGGGGAUAAUGAGAGGAACUGUACCACUGGAGAGGCAGGAAGUAGAAUGGUGUGGGUGUGGACUGGCCAAGAACUACAAUGUGUCCCUUUGUGUAAUGAUCUUCCACCACUCGCUAAUGGAAUGAUCAUCUACAAUGCGUCUGAAGGACCACAUAGGACAGUUGCUACGUACACUUGUGAUGAAGGGUUCAAGCUUCUAGGAGAUGAGAUAAGGACAUGUGAAGAUGGAGUGUGGGCGGAAGCUAGUCCUCUUCAGUGUGCACAAGAAGCUCCAGGUGCUGUUAUUGGCAUUGUGAUUGGAUCAUUGGGUCUUAUAGUUGCUCUAUUGGUGGUCGUCAUUUUACUGAUUGCUCUGAGAUAUUGGAGGAGGCCUGAUGUUGCUGAUGAGCUUCCUGACCAUGCAUAUCUAUGAUUAUAUAAAUGUAUUUCAAGGGGGAAUUUAGAAACUUCCACUGGAAACCCUAAACCCUCUACAGCAUGGAAUGAUGCUUCAGAGGUGCAGUUUGAACUAACACCCUGUGAGGCUUAUGGGCCUGUGACUGAGUCCCCAUGCACGUUGAUAGCUGAACAAUGUAUAAAUGCACAGGAUAUUAUAGUUGUGAACUGAUGUACUCUUCCAUUAACAUAAUAUUUUUAUUAAAGCUUGUACAGUUUGCCAUGCCCUUAUAAUUAUUAAGUUGUAUUCA